CACUAAGGCAACGGCACACCUUGUGGUUGUUGUCAAUUUCCCCCCCUUAGCUAGCCAGAACAAGUUAAGAGCUAUCAUGUAGUUUAAUACUUAUAAUAUUUAGCUUUACAACAAUAACGAAAAGGUCAAAAUGUCGGAUAUAUUAUGCAGGUGGCUUAACGUAGAGCUCCGGCUAUCAAAAACUGUUGACCCCAGGUCCAUUUCUAAGGAUUUUGCAAAUGGCUAUCUUAUUGGAGAGGUCCUGCAUAAAUAUCAACUGCAGGGGGAUUUUGACCUGUUCUUAAAGAGCAACACUGCAAACUCAAAGCUGAAUAACUUCACACUCAUGGAACCCACAUUGCAACUGCUCGGAGUUUCCUUCGACCUGAGCAUGGCCCAAGCAGUGAUGCGGGAGCAGCACGGUGCUGCCACACGGCUGCUUUAUCAGCUCUUCAUACUGCUGCAGAAGAAGAGGAAAGCCGGCCUGACAGGCACAGCUAUGGAGGCUAUGCAGCCAGCUGCCACAGCAUUCCUCCACCGUGUUGAGAAUGACAUCUACUCUGAGCGCCUGAGGACAGUCGUCAAGAGAGAGGCUGAUCUGAAACUCCAAAAAAUCGCUCUGAAGUACGAAAUCAAAGGUCGAGAGAUAUAUGACAAGUCUGUCAUGGCCCACUUUGUGGAGGAGCAGAGACGGCAGAAAGUACAGGAAGAGAUGAGACUCCAGGACAUUGAAAAGCACCGACAUGCACGCAGAAAGCAACAUGAGAUGAUGACUCGAAUUCAGACUGCCAUCAUCCAAAUUCCCAAACCCCCGCCCAACCGGACAUUGAAGGCCCUGGAAAAACAACAACAGAACCGGAAGAAGCAGGAGGCUCAGAAGGUUCACAUGGAAAUCGCCCAGUUUGAGAAGAACAGAAAGAAGUUGUCACCUGCUGGCGGCUUUGGCACCUCUUCUUUGAGUGCCCAGCACAUGUCCGCUUUCCACGGGGAGGCCCCCAGAAACCAUGGCUCCCAGUUGCAGAGGCCUGAGGAGCUGGCUCAGGCCAACAGCGAGUACAUCCAGAAAAUCCGCCAGAGGUUGGAGGAGGAUGCAACAGCUCGUCAGCAGAGGGAGAAACGCCGCCGUCACGUCCUAGUGGAACAACUGAAAGCCCACGAGGCCCAAGAGGAGGCCCUUCGAGAGGAGCAGCUGGUGGAGCGUCUGACCCGUCAGUCCCAGCUGGAGAGACGCCUGGCCGUCCAGCUCAUGCAGCUCCGCCAGCAGAAGGAUGUUCUCCGACAGAACCGAGUGUUCCGCGAGAGACAGUACCAAGAGCAACGGCUGAGGGAUUUCCAAGAGGCCUUGGAGAGGGAGGCGGCUCUAGCACGCCAGGCCAGUUUGGAUCACGCCGAGGAAACUCGGAAGGAGAUUGAGGUACAUGACAGGAUAGCGACGGAGCGCGCCCAGGCUCGCUACAGGAAGCACUCUGCCAGCUGCCGAGAAAUACUGGAGCAAAUAGUGGACCUGGCCACGAAAGCUGGAGAGUACCGCCUCCUCACUGGAAAUCUUAUCCCUGGGAAGUUGAUGCGGGAAUGGAAGGAGCUCAUGUUUUGCGGGAAGCCCCUGUAUGACAGUGGCAGUCUGGAGGAGCUACCUGCCGACCCCACCCCAGAGCAGUUCAUUGAGGUUGAGAAACAGGAGAUCCUUAACAACCAGGACUAUGAUGAGUAUGUGAGCAUGACUGGUGAGUGGACCUGGCCAGAGGAGGGGGAGACAAAGCCCCCCCCAUCCAACAACAAUAUCCUGGGACAUGUGGUGCUCCGCCUGCAGACUAUUGUGAACCCCCCCAAACCAGACACCCUUCCUCCCUUCUUUCCUCGGUUCACACUGAAAGCCUGUGUGCUAGGGAAGCAUUUCUCCGGGAAGACCACAUGCUUAACCAGGAUUGCCAAAGUCCAUCACAUCCACAUCCUGUCAGCUAAUGUUCUGAUCCAGGAGGCCCUGGCUGCACAUCAGCUUGGAAAGCUUGGACGUGAGAGCCCAGAGAGCUGUGAAACAUUGGCCACUAAAGACAUCGACCAGGUGGAGAUGGAUACUGAGAUGGAGGAGGAGUCGUCACAGGGUUCAGGCCCACUCGCUCAGGAGCCUCAGCAGCAAGGAGCCAAGAAAAAACCCAAGCUCUCUGUGAGGGCCCAGCAUGGAGCAGCAGUGGAAAAGUUUCUCAGAAAAGGGAGAUCUGUCCCAGACGAGCUCCUUGUGGACAUUGCAGUUGAAGCUAUCAGGGCAAUCCCAGCAGACUCCGGCUGGAUUCUGGACGGCUUCCCGGUCGAUCUGACCCAGGCCAAGCUUCUGGAGAAGGCCCUGGGGGGCUCGGACACUGGGAAGGAGAGGAAGAAAAGGAACAAGCGGUCCAACCUGUCUGUGGAUAGCAACGCGCCUAAGGAGCCCCCUCCUCCUUCUCCUGUGCUGGACCUCGCUCUGCUGCUUGACGUGUCUGAUGACCACGUUUUGGACAGGGCGGCCAAGCAGGCCUAUGAGGAGGAGAGCUCUGGCCUGGCCGGGGCUGGUGAGGAGAGCUGUGCCCCUGCUAGAGAGCACAACGUUGUCAUCGCCAGGGACAAGAGCCUGGAGAAGAGACAGAUCCAGCACAGGAUCACAGCCUUCCAGGAUACCUGGCCCAAGCUGGAGAAGUGGUUCUCUGGUAAACAGAGCAUUCUGAUGAGACUGAAUGCUGAGAUGUCGGAGGACAUGCUCUUUAGAAAAGUGGAAUCCAUCCUGUACCAGGUCAUGAUGCAGUCGGAAAAAGGUGAGGGAGUUGUUUUGGACAGUGGGAAGGCACCAGCGGUCUCAACUGCUCUCGUCCAGGUAACUCCGGUUGCGGUCCCAGCUCCCGCUGAGUCCACCUCCACCCUCACCCAGGAGGGCCUGACUCCACCUGUGAAAUGCUCCAGCUCCAAGUCCAACUCUUGCUCCCCCAAAGGAGGAGCCGUGGGGCAUUCUAGAAGGUUGUCCAUAGCCUCCUCCUUUGAGAAUGCCCAUGGUGUGACCAGCUCUACAGAGCCCCUAGCUCCCACCUCUGGUACUGCACACUGGGUGUAUGUGGACGAGCCCCUUCCCAAGGAGAUACCAGAGUACCUGGUUCCAUACUGGGAGAACGUGUGUAACUCCUAUGUGACUAACAUCAAGGCUGUGUUGCAGAACCUGCGCACAGAACGUAUCUUGAUCAUUCACCAUCUGUUUAACAUCAGAGAGGAGUUUAAGCAGUACCUCCGACGGCCCGACCUGAAGCAAGAGUUUGUGUCCCAGUGGCAGCAGAACUAUAACAGCAUCCCCAAGGACAUGAGAGAUGACGAGGAGACCAAGGCAGAGCUGCACCAGCGUCUGGAUGACCUGCGCGAGCGUCUGUGGGACAUCUGUGAUAAGCGUAAGGAAGAAGCGGGGCAGGAGCGGGCGGCGAUCAUGUGCGACGGCUGGCUGGAAGACCACACGGCGGUGCUCAUCAACCAUUUCUCCACACUAAUGCAGGUGGAAGUGGACCGAUUCCAGGACUCUCUACGUCUCCUGCGGGAUUACUACACAGGCAUGUACAAACAGGUGCUGCCUGAGGCGGGGCCAGAAUUCACCUGUAUUCCACUGCUAGACAUCGUGGCGCUGGAGGAGCCAGGAACCCAGACUGACAAAUCCAAGAGUUCUGAAAGAGUCACCAAGAGUGCUGGUAAAAGAGACUGUGAAGGAGACGAGAAGAAGAAAACCAAAGUUGUUCCACUGAUUCCCCGCAGACCUCCCUCUACCGAAGUGGCCUCUAUGAAACAGAAAGGCUUCCAGGAUCCCGACGAGAAGCUGCUGCACGACAUCUAUCAGACUGCUCUGACAGCCAUCAACAACAUGGUGUCAGUGGAGGCGGCUCAACGCGAGGCAGAGGAGAAUGAGGAGGCUCAGCAGCAGAUGGAUAGAGAACGGCUACAGAGAAUGUCCCAAGCCUCCGCUGCAGCUGCCGCAGCCAACUCUGGCAAGGACAAGAAGAAAGCUGGCACAAAGAAGAAAGGCCCUCCCUCCCCUGCUCAGGAGCCCAGCCCACCCCCUGCCCCAGAGGAAGAUUCAGAGGAGGUCUGCAAGAGGGCCAUACGGAACAAAAUCAGACAGGAGUAUGCUGCAGCUCUUGACCAUGAAGACAGUGCAGUGAAGGUGCGUGUGGAGCUGGUCAAGGCCUGUGCUCUGUGCAUGGUGAGGGUCCUGCACAGACAGGCAGAGCAGGCCUUCAGGACCAUGGAGGAGUGGCUGGGAGCCCGCUUCCUGUCUGAGAUGAACAGCAUUGACCAGCUGGCUGAGGUGGUGCGUCACCACAUCGAGUCGGCCGCCAAGCUCCAGAGUGAGCUGAUGCUGGUAUGCACAGACUUCUUCCUGAACGGAGACAUGCGGGUUGUUGUCAGUCCCCCUAACCCUCCCCGCCCCGCCCCUUUGGAGCUUCCCACAGACAGCACUCUCACCAUCCUUCAGUUGGAGGCCUUCUACCGCCAGCUACGCAAGGUGGCGCCCACAGGUGUGCAGUGCAGUACUGACUUCUGGGAGAUCCUGCAGGAGAUCACCUCUCUGAACAUGGGGACCAACGCACUGCCAGACCCCUGGAUGCACAUCUCAGAGUCUCAGCUGGUGGAGCUGGUGUCGAUGCUAACCCAGAACACAGAGAUGCUGGACUGGCGUCAGUUCCUGCUGAGUGCCGCCCUCCCCUGGCCCACCCCUACUCUGCCUCAGCUGCUGCAAGUGUUGGCCCGCUUCAAGAUGGAGGACGCUGGGGCCACCGGGUCUUUGACUGAGGAGCAGUACUUAAAGGUUGAGUUGUGGUUCCCCAGUGAGCGGGCACUGUCCAUUCCCGAAGACCUGUCUGAGCCACUUCCUUACGAUCGCUUGGCUAAUCUACGGAAGUUUUUCUUCCUGCUUUUCGCCGACCCCGAUUGCUCGCCAGCUCGUGUCGACUACGUGACCAUGCUGCUGUACUUCGCCGCCCACCCUGACCCUACGCAGGGCUUUGUCCGAGCUCUCAGUGUCGUCAUGGGACAGCCGCUUCGACACCAGUCUAGCAGUAGACUUCUCAAGUCGGUGCCUUACAUGGAGGAGGGGCUGAGUGAGUCGACCGAGCUCGAGGAGGAGGUGGAGCCUCAGGGGGGGCCAAGAGGGGAGGAGGGGGUGUCCAUCCCUGCCCUCCUCCGAGUUAUCUGUCACGGGGGAGCCUGGGGGGCAUGCCAGAACCGCUUCCAUCCCAACGGGAAGAGUCCUGAUGAAUAUAGAGAGGACUUUGUGAAGGUCUACAGAGAACUGGGGUACAAGGUUGAGGACAAGAUUCCAUUCUCCAUCCUAUCCCAGCAUCCGGUCAUACAAGAUCUGAUCGAGGGCUCUGCUCAAUACCAACUCAUUGAUAUUCACCGAGCUCUGCAGGUCCAACAGAGCGAAGGGGAGCCUCUGUCUUUGAUGGUGUCUUAAGACCUAAUACCUAAUACCUAAUAUAUCACGCAGUUAACUCUCACAAGCCAACCUGAGAUUCCCAUCCACUUAGAAAUGCAGUUGAUUUAAAAAUAAGUCUGCAAAUGAUACAGUGCAUUAUAAAGUAAAAUAAUUUGAAUUAAUUAUUUCAAAAUGUUAACCUUCAGUUUAUGAAUUACAUGCCUCUUUCCUGAAGUAAAGUGUUAUUAAAAUCACAAA
Messenger RNA from Oncorhynchus masou masou (cherry salmon), 5656 nucleotides. RefSeq names its product sperm flagellar 2 (gene spef2). Gene Ontology annotation, cellular component: sperm midpiece; manchette. Gene Ontology annotation, biological process: sperm axoneme assembly. The record is from RefSeq and is a predicted model, not a curated record. NCBI's taxonomy places the organism in Eukaryota, Metazoa, Chordata, Actinopteri, Salmoniformes, Salmonidae. Bases 131 to 5437 code for a protein of 1768 amino acids. Gene Ontology annotation, molecular function: protein binding. The transcript is spliced from 37 exons.